AUGGCUUCGUCAUUUACAAGAGCUGAGCGUUCCGGAAAUAUAUUCUAUCGCGUCACAGGUCUCAUUCGAUCUGGUCAGCUACCGUGGUCUGAGAGGCCGUUGUGGUAUGACGUUUACGUCGCGCAUCCUCCUCUAGAGCCUCAUGAUUGGAAUGUGAAACACGCUAAGUUUGAUGAACCUGUACGAAAGAUCUUCUAUAAUGAAGACCUAAUAAGAGCAGCAUUCUACAAGAAGUAUCGUGGAGGUGUUAUGAAUUUGGAAAACGCACGAGAAAGCUUAUCGCAGCAGUUUAUCAAAGAGUAUGAGCGGAUUAAGAAUGAAGGUGAUCAAUCAUUUAUUUGGUACUAG
Messenger RNA from Strongylus vulgaris, 348 nucleotides. The record is from the annotation of a GenBank genome assembly. Lineage: Eukaryota; Metazoa; Nematoda; Chromadorea; Rhabditida; Strongylidae.